Molecule: messenger RNA, 4530 nt
Organism: Owenia fusiformis
Lineage: Eukaryota; Metazoa; Annelida; Polychaeta; Sabellida; Oweniidae
Source: the annotation of a GenBank genome assembly
AAUGAGCCGUUAAAGGGAUUAAAAGGCAUAAACUGGACAGAGCUAAACCAAUAGAUGCUCUCAAGGAGGAUGUGAAAUAUCAAUAGAUAACAGAAUUUGAGAUUCAGGAUUCAUUUGGAAUUUUAGGGAGGACACGAUGCUGAAGUUUAAAUUCAGUCGCAAUAACAAAACGUGGCGCAAACCGCUGAAGUCAAUUGCAGGGAAACUACCAGAUAAAUAUUGGAAAACUAAAAUUGAUAAUAUCAGCAUACGCCAAGCCAAAUAUGAAGUGAGUCAAGAUGAACUUAGCAUUGAUACUAAUGGAGAUAUCAUAGAGUCGAACUCUGAUGGGAAAUAUAUGAAAACAGACACUGAACGUGGUUCCCCUUGUUCAUUUGGGCAGUCCUCGGACAGUGGAUGUAGCACCGCAGCAGACACAAGCACAGACUCAAUGGAAAACCGUAAUCCAAAUAUGGAAACUUGUAACUCUCAAAGGAAUAGUACAUGCAGUAAUAGUUCCCAUAGUAACAGUAUAAGUUACCAUGGUAAUAAUAAUUGUUCUGAUGGUAGUGGUUCUCAUGGAGUCAAUGAUGAAGAUGCUGGAAUUGACAUUGGAACUAAUUACCAUAGAAACAAUAAUUGCCAUAGUAACAAUAAUAAUUACCUUGGCAACAAUACUUUACAUGAUGAAACAGAUAACCAUAGUGAUAUUAAAACUUGCCAUAUGAAACUCAACAAUGACAAUUACGGAGGAUGCAGUGACCAUAGUAACUCAGACAGUUGCUAUGGCGAUGGAUCAAAAACUAAGAAAAAUGUAAGAUUUAAGGGAGUUGGUCAUCAAGACAUAUGCUUAGAUGAAGAUACUGCGAGAAAUAGAUAUACUAGUGGGUUGCCGCCACUUAAGCCAAAGCCAAAGCCCCCGCCCCUAAUGCCGCCAUUGAUGAGUAAGGAUGAAAAUAUGCUCCCAGGUCACAUGACCAGCACAGAUAUGCUUCCAGGAAGCAUGGAGACGGAGAUGCACAACAGUAAUUCUGAUCGACCAAUUGUGUCACGGACUGAGCUUGAUAUGCAAGGAACAGCUCAACAUGGUGGAGAAAGACGUCAACAAAUCACUAGUCUUCCAUCUGGGUCAGUUUUUGACAGAAUACGAGGAAAAGCCUUCAAGUCUAUGAACUUUCCUGAGAAACCAGUGGCAACCACGCAAGCCUGGAGUAACCAAACAGCACAGAAGAACAAGACAGUUGAAGAAAGACUGAAGACAUUACUGACCAGCUCUGGACUGGAGAGUGACGCUGAAACACCACCUGCUAAUCAACAAAAGCAAGAUGGUGAACUCCUCAUAGCUCCUCCCCCUAGAUCACGGCAGUUAGAAAGUCCCACACACCAUGUGGCCCGCCCUAUAGAGAGCCCCACCCAUAAUCAUGACAGUGGUGUUGUAAACAAUGGCUAUCACCAUGACGAUGUAGACAACAAUGAUAAUGUUUUCUUUGAUGAUCUCGGGUUUACUUCGCCACAAAAUGUAACACUCAAUGAGAGUGUGGAAAUCUCAUAUGUGCCCUCCCACCCUGAUGAGCGUAUAGAGGGCGCCAGGGGAGAAGUGAUGCUGCAGCGUAAAUAUUCUGGAAAUGAUCCACUACCAGAGGAUAUAUCUAGUCCCCAGAAAAACGAUACUGAGAAGACGGCGAGUAAUAUUCGUGACUUGUGCAGUCGGCUCUACGGGACCAAUGUCUCCUCUGUUAGGAAACCUGGAUUUACUACUAGUGCUUCAAAGUUGAACUCACCCUACCAGGACUCCACUCAAAGAUCAAGUCCCCAGGGUCAAAGUUCAAGCCCCCUCAGUAACAACUCCUCCACUCAGGGGCACACAUCAAUGGAGAGGCCACCCUCCUAUCAACCUCCCCCACCCCCUCCAAAACCCCAUUAUGUGACAUCACCGGAGACUCCCAAGGGGAAUCCACCUUACUUGAAGCCUCCACCAUACCCUUCACCUAGGGAUCACCCCUUAGAGGAGCCUAAGCCAAAACUACCCCCGAGGAAUAAAACUACUGCCCCAGCGUCCCCUGUGAGAACCCAUCGACCAAUGGGAAACCAGCAAUGGAAUCAAAAUCUCUCAAAUCAGAACACUGAAAAUGGAUUUACAAAAAUACACAAUAUGCCAGGAAACCAAAAUAAGCCACAUGUACAGUUCAAAACAGACAAUAACGCACCAAACAGGACACCUGUAGCAUCGAGAAUGAUGCCUUAUGUCAAACAAUCAACCCCUCAGGACCAUAAUCAGUUGCUAGGCAAUGACCAAUUAUACUCUCAGGACUUUAGUUCCAGUUCAUUGAACAUUUUUAAUAUGACAGGGAAAUCCCAAGAUGUGUACCCAGAUUAUGGCAUUCACCAUGGAGAUAUUGUGGAUAUUAAUGAUGUCACAGCUGACGUAUCAUCUCUAAGAUCAGUGACGCCACCUUUACCUCCUCUCUCCCCAAACAUGACACCCCCUCUCACCCCUGAGGAUUCCCCCAGGGGUCUUCCAAAGUUCCAUAACAGAUCUGUAAGUGCAAUCAACUUAAAAAAUGCUCUCUCAAAUAAUGCCCUCUCGACGGCUGCACCCGAUGUUGUGACAUCAGCAUCAAAGCUAAAGAAGAAGAAACCAACACAAACUGGUAUGAGAAGAUCACUAAGUGGGCACCCAAAUAUGAAGUAUGAAGAUCGGAAGUAUCGCAAAUCUAAGUCACGUUCGAAGACUCCCAAUCUCAGAGUUUCUUCAUCUAGGCUACAACAAUUAUCCAUGAGUGAGCUGUUGGAAAGAACCGAAGAUGAAACUACAGAUUUUGACAAUGACACCGUCUCUGACUUCCCUGGCACAAAUACUGACCUAGAGAGCACAUUAGGGGGUGAAGAGGCUGACAUCAUACGACAACAGCUUGAUGGACUUGAAUUGAUGUACCAUGAAAUUUUAAAGAUGCUUGGUGUUAAUAAGGAUUCUAUGCCUGAGCAUUUGAAAAAAUUAUAUGGAAAAAGAUUGCAUAAAUCAAGGAGAUCUCAUUCCGCAAGACGUCAAGCCAAAGAACUCAAAAACAUAAACAAAAGAUUUGCCCGUCUUGAAUCACACGUCGUCACUUUGGCCAGGAGUGUUGCUCAUCUGUCAUCUGAAAUGCGCUCACAAAACACAGUAUACCAGGACAUAGAUCUUCUGAAGACCGAGCUGUUGACAAUGAAAGAACGUCAACAUUCAAUGGUGGGCACAGGUGGUAAUGGUGCCCUCGAUGACUGGGAUAGAUUCCGUGGUUGGGUUCCUGCCAUGACAAACCCCAAAAGAAUUUCAAAAUUAACAAAAUUUUUCGGUAAAGAACCACCCUUGCUGAAUAUCUUCCUUGAAAAGCUGGGCUAUAACAAAUGGAUCCCAAAUUUUGAGAAUGAACACAUUGGAAUGGUGGAGCUGCCAUAUAUGACUGAGGAACGAUUACAAAAAAUUGGCAUCCCAAUGGGCCCAAGAUUGCGCAUAUUACAGGAAGCUCAAAUGUGCUUCCGCCAAGAGAAUUUCAAUAUUUAUAUUGUGUGAUGACAUACAGCAGUGAAUCUAUAAAACUUGUGAACAUUAUAUAGCUCUUGAUAUCGAAAUGGAUACCUGAAAAAUGAAAUCCAGAUUUGUGUUUUGAAAAUCAAAAAAGACAUUGAAUCGCUAAUUAAUUAAAGUGGCUCAACCUUUAUUAUUGUAUUGUAUUGUAUCUUUCUUACUAUCACUUAAGAUGAUAAGUGACUCACUGGUCAAUAUGAUACUUUACAUGGCCAUUUCAGCCGCCAAGUAAAAAAUACAAUUUCGGAUUAUCGUACUGCCUCACUAAAACUUCCCAAAAAGAUAAAAUGUAGCAACCUGUGUGUAACACUAAAGAUGGACUAAGGUACAAAUCUACAGCAUUUUUUCAUAUCAAAUCUUUAAAAAAACUCAACUGCAUUGUAAGCAGCUUGGGAAGUUCAACGAUAUUCAUAUUUGAAAAAAAAAUUGCAAUUAUACUCAUAGUCUAUUAUAGUGUUAAUCACAUGUUGCUAUGGUUUUAUUGAUAUUUCUUUUUUCGUGAGGCAAAAAAAGGUUGGGCUACUUUAAAAAUUGCUUCAAAUCUGGGUCACCAAAUAUUACUCUUCUUCUACAACAUUAAGAGAAGAUGAAUUAAGAAAGUACAAACUAAAGAACUUCAAUAAUUUUACAAAGAUAAACACUGUAUUUAUUAAAAAUAUCUAAUAAUUAUGCAUUUAAAUAAUUAUAAUCAUCGCAACUAAUACGGACCAAUAUUAGAUGGUCGUCAUUGUUCUGUUGCUAUCAACUAUGUAACUGCAUUUAAUUCAUACCACAAAAUAAUUAUUAAUUUAUUUAUUACAAUGAAUAACUACAUGUUUGAUAUGUUUACCCAUAUGCUCCAAGGACAUAAAAGGGUUAAGAAUCUCAUGUUAAAUGUAAUAUUAGUUUGACUUAUAAUCAAAAGAUGGCGUGACUAACAGCAUUCCAUUUUAUACACAAAACUUUGUUAAACUAUGAUAUUUAUAAUAACAAUAUUUAUAUAAAAC